Messenger RNA from Scatophagus argus, 1859 nucleotides. RefSeq names its product forkhead box L2-like (gene foxl2l). The transcript has a single exon. Gene Ontology annotation, biological process: anatomical structure morphogenesis; cell differentiation; regulation of transcription by RNA polymerase II. Gene Ontology annotation, molecular function: DNA-binding transcription factor activity, RNA polymerase II-specific; RNA polymerase II cis-regulatory region sequence-specific DNA binding. Lineage: Eukaryota; Metazoa; Chordata; Actinopteri; Scatophagidae. The record is from RefSeq and is a predicted model, not a curated record. The coding region runs from base 522 to 1298 and encodes 258 amino acids.
AAAUAGGUGGUUAAACUCCAUUUAAAAAAUGAAUGCAGCAGAAAUUAGUCUGUAGCCUGUAACUUUCUGGUCACACACACACACACACAAAACUUUCUCAGCUUAAGAGGGCUAUCACACUGUCAACUGGACUUAACUUUUAUAGCUGUUAAAUAAACAUGUAAAAACGCUUUAUGGCUGAAUGGUCGUGGUGUUUUACAAAUGAUUGAUCAUUAGACACAGUGUGUCUGGACUCAUGUGACUCUAGUCUUUGAUGACCUCGCUCCAAAGUGGAAGGUUUGGAACAGUUUUUAAACACAGUCGUGUGACCCCCGUUUCAACCCGAACACGCUGCACUGUAGUCCCCUAAAGCAGCAGAAACAGAGCGAUAAACCGGCGAGAUGAAAGCAGGCGCUGUCUGCUGCGCUGUGCACCUGUGGGAGGAGUGUGUGCACCUGCGGAUACAAUCACAACUCUGCCUUGCUUAGCGGCAGACUGCAGCCUUUUUGCCCAAGCAGGACGCAGCAACGGAUACCUGAGCCAUGGAUGGAGAGGAGAAAUCCCCCGGCGACCAGGGAGUGCAGCUCCUGGACAUAAGCUCCAACCUGCCCCAUCCUGAGCUCAAAGGUGCGCAAGAGACCGACCAGCCGGAAAAGCCGCCGUAUUCGUACGUGGCUCUCAUCGCCAUGGCCAUCAAGGAGAGCCAGGACAAGAGACUAACCCUGGGCGGAAUAUACGACUAUAUUAUCUCCAAGUUCCCCUACUAUGAGAAGAAUAAAAAAGGGUGGCAAAAUAGCAUAAGACACAAUUUGUCUCUCAAUGAGUGUUUCGUCAAGGUGCCCAGGGACAGCGGAGGGGACAGGAAGGGCAACUACUGGAUGGUGGACCCAGCGUUUGAGGACAUGUUUGAGAAGGGAAACUACCGGCGGCGUAGGAGGGUGAGGAGACCCUACAGACCUCCGAGUGUGCCGUACCUGGCCGGGAACCCUGUGGAGUAUGCGGACGUUUACGUUCAUUGUGGGGGUUCUUGGGGGACAGCAUACCCGACACCCCAGGUCAUCACGGGGCACACCCGCAGCGUGUCCCCCAGCGGCCCCGUGAGCGCGUACUGUCCGCCCCCACACUACCCCCACCCUGCCUACGGCGCUUAUCAUCGCCACCCGCCCGUGCUGGUGCCCCACAACGGGUCUCCCUACGGCGGAGUGACCCAGCCGAUGAGCCCGAACGGAGGCAGCGUUUCCAUGGCCUGCAACUACCAGCAGUUCACCUCCUAUGCGAGGCAAGCGGAGGCGCCGCUUGCUCAUUCAUUUGAUUGGUAGGGUUGUGAGUUAUUCUCACCUUUGACAGCCUGUUCUUAGAUUUAAAAGUUCGUCUGUUUCACCAUUUCAGUUCGGCUGUCAUUUACUUGUCAGGUAAAGUUAAUUGUUCGGUUAUUUGAUAAGCUGAAGUCUGAAUUGCCUGACUGUUAAAUAAGUUAAACAAGGCAGGUUGCAGCUUCAAAUGCAAUUACAGUCGGUAGGACUCCUCGUUUGUUCAGAAAUAGCAUCGAUCAAGUGUGAUCUGCAGGAAGACAACUAAGUCUGAAGCUUAGUUUGUGCCUCAUUUAUUAGACAAUUAUUUUGCAACCAAAUAAACCUUUUUUUCUCUUUGUGUUUUUUUUUUACGUUCUUUUUACGUUUUCUUAUUUAUAUUAUGUUGAAUAGGCAUAUGCGUUUGUAUUUCUGUUUUAUUUAUUUCUUUUCUCUGGUUUGAUCUCCGAGCUGCUAUGCAACAGUUGGUGACACUGAAGCACUGAUCAGUUUUUGUAUUCGAUUAUGAAUGUUUACUCUAUGUAAAAUACAUCAUCUUUGUUCAAAUAAAAAUGUUAUUUUUGCAUCAAA